Rubroshorea leprosula is the source of this 775-nucleotide messenger RNA. NCBI's taxonomy places the organism in Eukaryota, Viridiplantae, Streptophyta, Magnoliopsida, Malvales, Dipterocarpaceae. The record is from the annotation of a GenBank genome assembly.
UUUACAACUUCUAAUUUUAAAUAAAUAAAGAAACGAGUGUCCCAAAAAAAGAAAGAAAGAAAGAAAAAAAUUAAAGAAAUCAACGGUUCCAAAAAAAGAUAAAGAAAUGAAUGUGAAGAAAUGCUGCACAUAUUUGGAGGUGAUAGAUGGUGUUAUCACGUGAAAAAUGGGACCAUGGGUAGACCGAAACCAAUCCAGUAAGAAAUGGAUUGGAUUGGAUGGAAUCCAACGUUACUUGGAUGUUUUUAAUUUUAUAUAUAUAUAUAUAUAUAUAUGUUGCGUUAGCUUAUUCUUUAUGCAAUAAAGAAUGGAAGUCCAACACACCCUGGUACCCAAUACAACUUGACGAUCUCCCGAACCGGCUGGACCUAACUGGUUCACUUUACUUUUCUUUUUUCAUUUAGACAAAUUAACAAGCAUCUGGAAAAAUCUUAAACUCAUUAGAAAAGGAUAUUUGCCUUAGCUUCUUCCUUUUUUUUUCUUUUUUUUGACCCUUUUGAUGUUGCCUUGUUCUUUUUGCAAUAAAAAAUGUGUUAUUUUAGAAGUCCACGUUGAACGCAUACUAGUACCAAAUGCUACAUGGCAAUUGGACGGUCCCUGAGACCUGCCUUCUCCCAAACCAGGCUAGACCUAACUGGUUCUAUUGCACCUGCAGCAGUGGCUGCAAUGGUAGGGUGCAUGUUAGACCAUGAGUAACAACAUGGUUCAAAUUCUUGUGAUGUUAUCCCCUUCUCCCAAUUUCCCCAUGUUCAAACGGUAACUGGUUCAAUUUAUU